Messenger RNA from Helicoverpa armigera (cotton bollworm), 29455 nucleotides. It is a transcript of the gene bent, whose product is annotated as twitchin. Bases 372 to 28871 code for a protein of 9499 amino acids. The transcript is spliced from 149 exons. Gene Ontology annotation, molecular function: protein kinase activity; ATP binding; protein binding. The record is from RefSeq and is a predicted model, not a curated record. Gene Ontology annotation, biological process: protein phosphorylation. Lineage: Eukaryota; Metazoa; Arthropoda; Insecta; Lepidoptera; Noctuidae.
GACGUCACAUAUGACGAGUCCGUUAUCCAACCCAUGGCGAUGCCUGCAUCCGCCCACGCGAAUUCCGCCCGCCCGCCUCGGCCAGCCGCCAAAAUUUUCAUAGUUUAGUUACGAUUUCGAAAACGACCCGACGCGUCCCGCCGCCGGCGACAAAACCGCCCGAUUUCUCUGACGAAUCCAGUUUCUUUUAACCUUCGUCAAGUUCUCGAACGUCUUGUUUAGCGAAUUUUGUACUUUUCUGUGAUUGUGUUUUGACUUGAGUGUUUCGUGACACUAUUGGAUUAUUGGCUGUUCCUAUUGUAUUUGGUCGAAGCCUAUCAUCAGAGCGGUAGUGUUGGUCCAACCGCGAGCGUAAUGUCCCCAAGCUAACAAUGGGGGUCACCGACGAUUUAGCCCCUAGCUUCACACAGAAGCCCCAGCUGAGGCAGGAAGACGAUGGCAACAAACUCGUCUUCGAAUGCCAGCUGGUCGCAUCGCCCAAACCGGAGAUAUGCUGGUUUAGGAGCGAUGAACUGCUCAAAGAAGAUAAUAGGACCAAGUUUAAGAUCCAAAGCAUCGCCAACAACAAGUUCCUGGUGGUGCUGGAACUAGAUGACGUGAUCGAGACCGACGCGGGGCUGUACAAAGUUAAGGCUAAGAAUAAGAUGGGCGAGGUGGCCGCUUCCAUCAACCUUAACUUCAGCCCUGCUGACGAGGAAAAACAGAAACAAGUGGACGGUAAAGCGCCCACGUUCGCGCGCAAGCCGGCCAUUCGGCAAGAAGACGAUGGCAAACGGCUAAUAUUCGAAUGCCGCAUAGAAGCUGAACCCCUGCCCCAGGUGUCGUGGUUCCACAGUGGCGUGGAAGUCAAGCCUGGAGCCAGGCAUAAGCUCACAGUGAGCAAGGAGGCCAAGUCUUACUAUGCAUCACUGGAGAUCAACAACGUAACUGUGGAAGACGCCGGCAAAUACAGGGUUACGGCUAAGAACGAACUCGGCGAGAGCAAUGCCACGAUCAGCUUGAACUUCGAUAGUGGGGAUGACGAAAAUGGUUUCCCGCCAUCAUUCGUGGAGAAACCCCGAAUCAUUCCCAACGAGGACGGCACACUCAUCACUAUGCGUUGUGUCUGCAAAGCAAAGCCGGCGGCCGAAGUCACGUGGUACCGAGGCACGACCGUCAUCAAGGCUAGUAGUAAAAUCGAAAUCAGAUCAUCUGAAAUGGGUGAAGACGUUUAUGAGUUAUUGUUGCUUUUGACAAAUCCGACGGCAGCGGAUGGUGGCUCUUACCGCUGUCACGUCAAAAAUGAAUAUGGCGAAAGCAACGCUAACCUCAACUUGAAUAUUGAGGCUGAACCAGAACCAGAAGGUGAAGGCCCAACAUUCGUUGAAAAGCCAACAAUUCAAUCAAAGGAUAAUGGCAAAUUAGUUAUAAUGGGAUGCAAGGUCAAAGCUAGCCCGAGACCGACGAUCGUGUGGUACCACGAGGGUAAAGAAAUCAGGGACUCGUCGAAAAUAAAGACCAGGGUCGAGGUCCACGAAGACGUAUACACAAUCAUAUUGGAACUUAUCGAUCCUGGUAUUGAAGACUCCGGAUUGUAUAAAUGCAACAUUAAAAAUGAACUUGGAGAGCUCAAUGCGAAUCUUACGCUCAAUAUUGAAAUCAUUCCAGUUAUCAAAGAGAAACCAAAGAUCAUUAAGAUAGUUAAGAAGAAGACUGUUAUUGUUGAAUGUAAAGUAUUAAGUAAAUUUGCACCUGCAUGCACAUGGUUCAAAGAGAGUACAGCUGUUAAAGAGGGCUCUAGGCAUACUGUGCUUAUUGAGCCCAGUAGAGAAGGUGAAUUCACAGUCAAGUUGGAAAUCUCAAAUGUAUCUCAAGUAGACAAAGGCUCGUACAAGCUGGUCGCCAAGAACGAGAAGGGUGAGGCGACGUCACAGAUUGUCGAGAUCACGGACAUACCUGAAGAGAAGGGCGACAAACCACAGAUCAUCAAACAUCUUAGGAGUGUGGCCCGCAAAGAAAACGAGGAAGCCGAGUUCGUGGCAGUUCUCAAGACCUCAGACCAGUCGUGCAGAUGCACGUGGUACAAGAACUCGACUGUCAUCAGAGAUUCCUCAGAAAUCAACACUUCGUUUGAUGGCACCAAUGCCAGGCUGAUCAUCAGGAAGGUUUCUUCCAAAUACGUCGCCAACUACAGAGUGGUGAUUAAGAACGAAUUCGGUGAAGACGAGUCUAGUGCUGACUUGACUAUCGUCGAAGAAAAGAAAAAGAAGAAGGAAGAAGAAGAAGAAGAGACCACCGUUAUCGAGGAGUCUGAGGAGGAGAUGUCGAUAGUGGAAGAGAAGUCCAUCAUCGAGGAAAAUCAUGUUGAAGAGAAAAAGAAGGAGGAAGAAAAGAAAUCAAUGCGAAAAAUGUCAACAAAGAAGGAGGAAGUUAAAGUUGAAGAAAAGAAAGAAGAGGUCAGCAUUGAGGCCAAGAAAACUGAAUCUAAGGUCGAGGCCAAGAAGGUCGAAUCUAAGGUACAAGAGACCAAAAAGGCCGAACUUGAAGCCGAGGAAACCAAAAAGAUAUUCGAGAAGAGACUUUCGAAAUCUGAAGAAGAGAAGAAAGCUCUUCUGGAAAAACUUGAAAAGAAGAAACCUGAACCUGAACCAGAAAAGAAAAUUGAAGGCAUUCCAAAACUUAGGUCUGUCAAGCCUAAGGAAGAACCCGUUGAGGAAAAGAAAGAAGACAUUAAGAAGAAAACAGAGGAGAAGAAGAAGGUGGUCAAGAAGAAGGUUGUUUCUAAAAAGGAUGAGGACGUUAUCGAGUUCGUCGAUGAUUACGAGAGACCAGUAUUGGAGAAAUAUGAAAGGAUUACUCCGACGCCGCUUGAUAAAAAACCUAAAGAGGAUCACACACCUAAGGCUAAACGCGCAUCUAUAGCUGAAAGCGUUAAAAGUGAACAAGACAGUGAGGAAGAACCCUCAGUGGCCGCGCCUGCACCGGAAAAGAAGCCUAAAGUUGAACCUAAAAAGGUUGAAGAAGAAAAGACUGAACCAAGGCGGUCUAGUAUCAAAAAGGGAUUGCCCAAACCAGAGGAGCCUGUUGACGAGCUUUCUAAGGUUAAACUUGGUAAAGCUCCAACAAAAGCUGAAGAAACUAAGCUUGAGGAACCUCAGGUUGCUAAAUCCAAGAAACCGGUUAAGAAGCCGGGCGAACCAGACGAAUUCGUUGACGAUUAUGAAAGGCCAGACCUCGAGAAAUACGACAAAUUCACACCAACUCCUUACGAAAAGUCCAAAAAACAAAAUGGGGUUGAUCAGGCCGAUCACGAGUUUGUUGACGAUUAUGAGAAACCUGAACUCGAGAAAUACGAAAAAUACACACCUACGCCUAAGGACAAGCGUCCUAGCGAAUCUCAGGAUGACGUAGACAUGAUGAAGGGUAAAAUCAAACCAAAGGAAAAAGAACCAGAACCUGAAGUGCCUACACUCCGCAAACGACCUGUCCAAAAGGACAAGGAGGAGGAAAAACAACCAGAAGACAAGCCCAAGGCUAAACCUAAGAAAAAGGAUGAGCCUGAAGCUAAAAAACGUCCUUCUCUCAAAGAGAAAGAGGUUGCUGUCGAGGAGUUUGUCGACGAUUACGAGAGACCAGUUCUCGAGAAAUACGAGAAAAUCACGCCCACACCUCUUGAGAAAAAGAAAAAGGAAGAGAAAAAGCCUGAGGAAGAAGUACCCUCAGCCACAGCAACUGCUAGACGACGAUCUGUUAAAGACAAAGACAAACCAGAGCCUAUGGAUGUUGACGAAAGCGUCAGCCUAUCCAAACCGAAGGCUCCGGCUAAACCUGGCAAGGAACCUGAAGACGUUUCACUUACACACAAAACACCUGCUGAAAUUAAGCCUACGGAAGGCGAGGCUGAGGCUAAACUCAGUGUUAAGAAACCUGAAAUUGUUGAGGAAAAGACAAUUAAGAGACCUUCACCUAAAGAUCAGCCUAAAGAGAAGGGAGAGGACACUGAGGAGGCUGUCAGCCUAACCAAGCCUCGCACUAAGACAAGCACAACUGCUCCUGAAGAGGCACAACUCACACAAAAGACACCCGCUAAGAAAAAGUUAACGGAGGGUACUGAGGCAGCACAGUUGAAAGUCAAAAAGCCCGCUGUCGUUAAAAAGGAUAAAGAAGACGAGGAUCAGGACCCAAUCAUAGUAAAAGGUGGUAGAUUUGAGAAACCCCAGCUCAAGAAAACUGUUAAGAAGACAACAGAACAGCCUAAAAAAGCUGUGUUUGAGGACAGAGAGAUUGACGAAGACGGGAUUGAACUCGACUUUGUCGAUGAUUACGAAAGGCCAGUACUUGAAAAGUACGAGAAAAUCACGCCAACUCCCACUGUUCGGGAGAAGAAAGAAAAGGAAACAGCUAAGGUGACGAUGAUCGCCCAACAACAACAGCAUCUUGAAGUGAAGACCGAAAGCCGAAGAACAUCGUUCCAAAGCGAGGUCAAGGAAGAAAUGAAAUCAGAGAGCCGUAGGAGCUCCAUCAUGGAAAAUAAGGCUGUUAAGCUUACAAAGGAAACUGCUGAAAGCAGAAAGUCUUCGCUAACAGCUUCAAUGGCUGAAGAACAACAAGUUGCUACUGCUUUGAAAAAGACCGCACAAAAGAGUACAAUAAAGGCAGCAGAAGCAACCGAAAUGGAACAAGUCAAGCUCAAGGAUGACAAAGAGAACGUAGAAGAUACGGUAACGACUGAUAAGCCUUCAGAUAAAACAUAUCCGUGGCGACCUACGAAAACAGACACACAGGAACCAACUGAAAAAGUUGAACCGAAACGUAAGGAAAGCUUGAAAAAGCCGACGGACACUACAGUUCCGAAACGUCGUGAAAACGAUACUGAGGAAACUGAGGACGUUGAGGAAAUUGAGGAAAAGACAGAGGUUAAACGUAAGGCUUCUAUCGAUAAGCCUAAAGAACCUAGACGCAGACCCAGCAAACCUGAUGAGGUUAAAGAAACCAAAAAGAAAACUGAAACGGUUGAAAACACUGAAACCAAACGAAAAACAUCGAUUGAUAAACCUACUGAACCUAGGCGAAAACCAAGUGCUGAUGAGGACAAGGAAAAUAUUGAUACUCAGAUUAUUGAAACUAAAACAAAGAGGAAAGCCUCAAUUGAUCGCCCCACUGAACCAACAUACCCGUGGCGUCGACCGAGUGAGGUAGAUGAGGAUCAGGUAGAGGUACAAAAAACUGAAGUAAAGAGAAAGGUUUCGAUAGACAGACCAACUGAACCUACUUAUCCUUGGAGACGUCCAAGUCAGGUUGACGAGGACGAGAAAAUGGUAAUAGAUGAUGAGCCAUUCGUACCUAAAAGGAGGGUGUCUGUAGAUAGACCAACAGAACCUACUUAUCCAUGGCGUAAACCUAGCAUUGCCGAAGAGGAAACGGUUGCUCCUGAUACUAAGGAAGAAACAAAACAACCUUCAGUAGAGCAACCUAAAGAGCCAUCAUAUCCUUGGCGUAAAACUAAUAAUGUUGCAGAGGAUAAAAAAGAUGUCAAAGAACCUGAAAAGCCUGACAAUUUAUUGGCUGAUAAACCUAAGGAACCUGAGUAUCCUUGGCGUAGACAGAGUAAAACUGAGGAACCCGCGAAAAAGCCGGAACCAGAACCCGAAAUGCAAAAGCCUAAGGAACCCGACGACACACAGAAAACACAAACAGACAAACAAUUGAAACCUACACAAACACCAUUCUUCAUGAGGAAGAAGUCUAGUCUAGAGGAUGAGAAACCUAAAAUAGAACCACCACUUGAACAACCAACACAAACACAAUAUCCAUGGAGAAAACCACACACAGAGGUACCGACAGUCGAGGCUCCUGAACCCGAAAAGAAGGUGGAACCACCAGUAGUUCCAUUCUCUUGGCAGGUCAUUCCUGAAAUACCACAGGCUGAACAAACACCCGAGUUAGAAGAUAAAUACAAACCAACAUUACUUGAAACACCAGAGCCAACUGCCCCGUGGCGCAGAGCUAAAUCCCCUCAGGCUGAAACGACUGAAGGCAAAGAUGAAAGUAAACCAGCUACGUUAGAAUUACCACAGCCCGCUUUGAGCAGCAAACCUCAAACGCCUGACGAGAAAGUGGCAGUUAAAGAAGAAGAAGUCAAAGAAGAAGCCAAGAAGGCCAAGGUUACCUCGGUCAAGAAGAAGGCUGAGGAUCUGCCAGAAAUCGCUGACUACGAGAGACCCGAGCUCGAGAAAUUCGAAAAGCCGGAGUUCACUCAAACAACAAAGGACAAACCAGAGAAGCCAAUACCAAAGGUACCUGAAAUCAAGGCGCCUGAAGAGAAACCAGUAGCACCAAAGAUCGAGGUCAUACGUGAGAAGUCUCCAAAGCCAGAAAUGCCAAGGAAACCUUCCCUAGUACCUGGUGCUCCUGUCGGAAGACGUGGUUCCCUUAUUCCUCCCCCAGAGGAAAUGGGAAGACGUCCUUCCCUUAUCAUCAGCGACGAGGUCACGAAAUUACGUCCCGGCGAAGUAUUAGACGAGAAAAAGAGACGAAAAUCUGGCGACGCCAGGAGGCCGUCCGUGCAGGAUCUUGAAGACCUCAUCAACAAACCUUCAGUGCCUCUUAAGCCUAUUGGAAAUGAAGGCCCACCGGUUAUUGUUGAUGUACAAGAAAGCUACUCUGCUGUUGAAGAUCAAACUGGCUACCUCACUGUACAAGUGGAGGGUAGCCCAGCACCUACAUUCAAGUUCUACAAGGGUGUCAGUGAGAUUAUUGAAGGAGGCCGUUUCAAGUUCAUCACCGAUGGUGAAACUGGUCUCAUCACCCUGUGUAUGAGGAAGGUCAAGCCCAACGAUGAAGGCAAAUACAAGGUUGUGGUCAGCAACAUCCAUGGCGAAGAUUCGGCUGAAAUGCAGCUUUACGUAUCUGACGCCAGUGGUAUGGACUUCCGUGCCAUGCUCAAGAAGAGGAAGUACGCCAAAUGGGGGGAAAAGAAAGAGGACCCCGACUGGGGAGACCUCAAAGAGACAGAAAAGCCGAUUCCACCCCUCAAGAAAGUGGAAAAGAAACAAGAGUCGUUCUUGAAGCCCCUCGUAGAUCAAUUCGCGAAAGAAGGCAAGGAUAAGAAGGUUACAUUCGAAGCCAUCUUUACUAAACCAAAUGCGAAGCCGAAGUGGUUCUUCCGUAAAGAUGAGCUAUUCCCCGGGUCUAAGUACAAGAUGACAAACGAACAAGAUUCCUACAAACUGAUCAUCAUGGGACCCAAGGUCGAAGACACCGGUAAAAUUACUAUUGAGAUCGGCGGCAUCACUUGUACUGCGUUCUUGCAAGUCGAUGAGCCUGACCCUACCUACACGUUCACCAAGCCACUGAAGAAGAACACCAGUGGAUACACAAAGCACGAGUGCGUCUUGGAAUGUGCCGUCUCCAACAGCCUCGCCAUCGUCUCCUGGUGGAAGGGCGAGGAGAAAUUGGAAGAUGGUGACAUAUUCCAGAUCUCCAAGGACUUGUCUGGUGUCUGCAGGCUAGUCAUCAAGAACUGCAAGUUCGAAGAUGCUGGCAAGUACACGUGUAAGAUUGAGAAGCAACCUGACAAGACUGAGACUGAUGUUAAAAUUGUGGAAUACCCAUACAAGUUCACAAAGGUACUUAAAUCUCAACAAGCUAUUGAGAAAGAUACCAUUACACUUCUUUGUGAACUGGACGAUGCUUCUGGAGAUGUCAAAUGGUUCAAGAACAACGAGCCUCUGAAGGUUGACAAGCGCAUCUCGAUCGUGAAGGAGGGUCGCAAACGCAAGGUCAUCAUCAAGGACGCUAAGGUCACUGACGCUGGCAACUUCAAGUGUGUCAGUAACGCCGAUGAGACUGCUUGCGAAUUGAUUGUCAAUUACUCGAAUCGCUUCAACAAGAAGUUGAAGGAUACAGAAGCAAUUGAGAGGGACAAGGUUGUCCUAGAAGUAGAAUUGCAGGACCAGACCGCUGAAGCUGUUUGGUCUUUCAAUGGACAGCCUAUUGUGCCUAAUGAAAGAAUUGAAAUCAAGAACCUGGGCGGUGGUAAACACCAACUCAUUUUCAACAAAUUGGAGAUGGAAGACGAUGGUGAGAUUCUCUGCGAGUCCGGCAAGUUGACCUCGUCUUGUAAGCUGACCGUCAAGAAGGGCGAAUCCAAGCCCUCCAUUGAAUGUCCUGAUGAAUUCAACGGACCGCACGACCGACCAUUCGUCAUUGAGGUGCCUUAUAAAAUUGAUGGCACCCGUCAAACACCAAUCGAAGCUAAACUAUGGAAGGAUGGCAAAGCCCUGCCCGCCAAAGAAGUCGAGGCAGUGGUUGAGCAAGAAAAGGUUCUAUUCAAGAUCAAGAAGCCGAGCAGAGAAGCAUCUGGCAAAUAUACGAUCAAGCUAGCCAACGCCCAGGGCGAGGACACGAAGGAUGUCACGAUUAUCAUGCAGAGCGUCCCAUCAGCUCCUCAAGAUGUACAGGUCACUGAAGUAUUCCAGACAUCUUGUGUUGUCGCCUGGAAGACACCUCAGGACGACGGUGGCACUCCAAUUGCCAAAUAUGUUAUUGAGAGGCAGGAUAUGUCUCUCAAAGCUGGAUGGGACAAUGUUGCUGAAGUGGCAGUCGGUCAGCCGCUGAAAUACAAGGUCGAAGAUCUCAUUCCGAAGAAGACGUACAAGUUCAGGAUUCGGGCUGUUAACAAGAUCGGUUCCAGUGAACCUGGUCUCUUUGGCAAGCCUGUGCUGGCUAAGGACCCAUGGGACGAACCAUCGAAGCCCAAGAACGUUGAGCUUACCGACUGGAACAAGGACCACGCUGAUCUCAAAUGGCAGAAGCCUGACAACGAUGGCGGUGCACCAAUCACUGGUUACGUCAUCGAGUACAAGGAGAAAUUCGGCAAGGACUGGGUGACCGGCAAGGAGGUUCCUGGGGACUGCCUGGCAGCCACUCAGGAUGGCCUCAAAGAAGGCUGCACUUACGAGUUCAGGGUCCGCGCCAUCAACAAGGCUGGACCUGGUGAACCUAGCGAUGCUACCAAGCCUAUUGUCGCUAAGUGCAGAUUCGUCAAGCCUUACAUCGUUGGAGAGGGUCUUCAGAGCAUGAUCAUCAAGAAGGGACAGGUUAUCACCUUCGACAUUAAGUACGGUGGUGAGCCUGAACCGACAGUCAAAUGGAUGAGGGGUGAAGAGGAGAUCACCGAUGAUGGUGAUCGCAUCACCAUUGAUAAGUACGAGAGGAACACUGUUCUGACGGUCAGGAGGACCGCUAGGGCUGACAGUGGAAAGUACAAGCUGGUGCUGACCAACUCUUCGGGUACCUGCGAGAGUGUUGGCGAUGUGGUUGUCUUGGACAAACCAAACCGCCCGAACGGCCCAAUCGAAGUCGUGGACAUCCGCGCUGAAAAGGCCACUGUCAAAUGGCAGAAGCCAGACGACUGGCAAGGAUCCGACAUCACUGGAUACACUCUCGAGAAAAUGGAUAUGGAUACUGGCAACUGGGUGCCGUGUGGUGAAACUGGCCCAGACCCUACAGAGUUCACAGUCAAGGGUCUUACCCCGAACCACAAGUACAAGUUCAGGGUACGCGCCGUCAACAAGGAGGGCGAGUCCGAGCCGUUGGAGACUGACGGCUUUAUCGUCGCCAAGAAUCCUUACGACCCACCAAAGGCCCCUGGAAAGCCUACAAUUGUGGACUACGACAAUAUGUCGGUGACCCUGAACUGGGAGCCACCAUCAGACAACGGUGGAAGACCUAUCCUUGGAUAUGUUGUGGAGAUGAAGGACAAAUUCUCUCCUGACUGGAUUGAGGUUGUAAAAACAAAUGACACAAAGACGGAGUACAAGGUGGAAGGCCUUAAAGAGAAGAUGGUGUACCAGUUCCGUGUGAAGGCCUACAACAAGGCUGGAGUCGGUGAGGCGUCGCAGCCCACUGACAACCAUCUCUGCAAGCAUAGGAACUUGAAGCCACGCAUUGAGCGCAGCACCUUCAAGUCAGUCAUCAUCAAGGCUGGCCGCACUCACAAGUGGUCUGUGGACGUCAUCGGUGAACCUCCACCGGAGAUGACUUGGUCAUGGCGCGACAACAUCAAGCUAGUGAACACAGAACGCAUUAAGAUCGAGAACAAGGAGUACCACACAGACUUCACUAUUGUGAACGCCGUGCGCCGUGACACGGGCAAAUAUAAGUUGCGAGCUGAAAACUGCAAUGGUUUCGAUGAGGAGACCGUUGAGCUGACGGUGCUGAGCAAGCCUAGUGCGCCUAAAGGCCCAUUGGAAGUGACAGACAUCCACGCAGAAGGCUGCAAGGUGAAAUGGGAGAAGCCGGAAGACGAUGGUGGUUCUCCCGUCAAGGAGUACGAGCUGGAGAAGAUGGAUGUCGCCACUGGCAAGUGGGUCAGGGUUGGCAGGGUCGCGGGUGACAAGAAGCCUCUAGAGAUGGAGGUGACAGGCUUGGAGCCUGGUCAUCAGUACAAGUUCAGGGUGACAGCUGUCAACGAUGAGGGUGACUCCGAGCCUUUGGAAGCUGAACGCGCUAUUCUGGCUAAGAAUCCCUUCGACGUCUCCGACAAACCUGGCAACGUCGAGGUUGCUGACCACGACAACCAGAGCGCGGAGAUCAAGUGGGACCCGCCCAAGGACGACGGCGGAGCCCCCGUGCUCAAAUACAUUAUACAGAAGAAGCCCAAGGGUGGAGACUGGGAGAAUGCCGCUGAGGUACCUGGAAGCCAAACCUCAGCGAAGGUCGAUGGUCUGCCAGAAGGCAGCGAGUACCAGUUCCGCGUGGUCGCAGUCAACAAGGCUGGACCGUCAGAGCCUUCUGACCCUACCAAGAUGACUACUAUCAGACAUAAGGCUUUGAAGCCCCGUAUCGACCGCACAAACCUCAAGGCUCUGGCCGUCCGCGCUGGUAAGCCGAUCUUCUUCGACGUCAACGUGAAGGGUGAACCGGCGCCUAAAGUGCAAUGGUUCUGCAAGUGGAAGGGCGAUGAGAAGGAGGUAACAGAAAACGUAAUAAACGUAGACUACAACACCAAACUCGAUAUCAAGGAAGCGGUCCGCGCCAUGACAGGCACCUACCGUAUCCUAGCAACCAACGAGCAUGGUACUGAUGAAGCUGAGGUGGAGAUCACUGUCCUCUCGGCUCCGGGCAAACCUGGUGGACCACUGAAGGUCGCUGAUGUCACGAAGAAUGGAUGCAAACUGGCUUGGAAGAAGCCUGAAGAUGAUGGUGGCAAGCCAGUAACAGGUUACGUAGUAGAAAAACUGAACAAGGCUACCGGCCGCUGGGUGCCAGUCGGCAAGACUGAUGACACGGAGAUGGAGAUCAAGGGUCUGCAGGAAGGCGAGGAGUACGAGUUCAGGGUCAAGGCUGUCAAUGAUGAAGGGGAAUCUGAGCCUUUGAAGACUGAUCACUCGAUUAUUGCGAAGAAUCCUUAUGACAUCCCCGGCAAGCCAUCAGUGCCAACCAUUGAAGACUGGGAUGUGGACCGAGUGGACCUCAAGUGGGAAGCUCCCAAGAACAACGGCGGAGCUCCCAUCACAGGAUACAUUAUUGAGAAGAAGGAGAAAUAUGGGUCUUGGACUGAAGCUCUUGUUACCAAUACACCGGAAUGCAAGGCCCGUGUACCGGACUUGAAAGAAGGCAACGUAUACCAGUUCCGUGUGAAGGCCGUGAACAAGGCCGGCCCCGGCGAACCGGGAGACGCCACGCAACCGCAUACGGCUAAAGCACGGUUCUUGAAACCGCACAUCAACCGCGACAAGAUGCACGCUAUCCGCGUCCGCGCGGGCACCACCAUCAAGUUGGAUGUCGACAUCAAGGGUGAACCCCCACCAUCCAAGACCUGGACCUUCGCCAAGAAGGUCCUGGAGACAGGUCCAGGACUCAAGAUCGAGAACGAAGACUACAACACCAAGAUGCAGAUCUUCGACUCGACGUGGCAGAACACCGGUGUUUACACGCUGAAGGCUGAGAACGACAGCGGUGUUGAUGAAGCUACUGUUGAAAUUACUGUGCUGGACAAACCCGGCAAACCCGAAGGUCCACUAGAAGUCUCCGACGUCCACGCAGACCACGUGAAGCUCAAGUGGAACAAGCCCAAGCACACGGGAGGUCUGCCCCUCAGUGCGUACGUGGUGGAGAAGAUGGACACCCUGACCGGGAAGUGGGUGCCGGCUGGUACUGUUGACCCUGAUACCACUGAGGCUACUGUUACUGGACUCGAAGCGGGUCACACUUACCAGUUCCGAGUAAAAGCCUUAAACGAAGAAGGGGAGUCAGAACCCCUCGACACAGACCAUGGUAUUCUCGCCAAGAACCCAUACGAUGUUCCCGCACCACCUGGUCUUCCGGACAUCGUGGACUGGGAUGAGAAGUCCGCUAAACUCAAGUGGGAACCACCUAUCAGGGAUAAUGGAGCUCCCAUCACUGGAUAUAUUAUUGAAGUCAUGGAUAGAGAUAGAGGGGAGUUUGUUAAGGCUGUUGAGAUCCAAGGCAACAUCUGCCAGGGAACAGUUCCUAAGCUGGAGGAAGGCAACCAGUAUCAGUUCCGCAUCAGAGCGUUGAACAAGGCUGGACAGUCCGAACCUUCGGAGAACACCAACUGGCAUACUGCUAAGCCACGAUUCUUGAAACCAAGAAUCGACCGCACAAACUUGAACCCGAUUACCGUAAAGGCUGGUCUGCCAGUCUCCCUAGACGUGAAAGUCUUCGGAGAACCCCCAGCCAAGGUCACCUGGUACUUCAAGGGUGAGGAGUUGCAGAACAGGGAGAAUCUGGAGAUCAUCAAUGUGGAUUAUAACACCAAGUUCUUGAUGACCAAGAGUAAGAGGGCCCAGUCGGGCAAAUAUGUGAUUAAGGCUAAGAAUGAGGUUGGUGAAGAUGAAGCUGAGGUGGAAAUUACUAUACUUGGCAAACCAUCCAAGCCUCAAGGUCCUCUGGAAGUGGCAGACGUGACCAAGAACGGCUGCACACUCUCCUGGAAGAAACCAGAAGACGAUGGCGGAUCACCCAUUGAGUACUACGAGAUUGAGAAACUUGAUCCGCUUACUGGCACUUGGAUCCCAUGUGGAACAGCCAAGGACACGAAGGCCAACAUCACCGGUCUAUCGGAAGGCAAGCCUUACAAGUUCCGCGUGAAGGCCGUCAACAAGGAGGGAGAGUCUGAAGAGCUGGAGACUGAGAAGCCUAUCAUUGCUAAGAAUCCCUUCGACGAGCCUGGCAAACCAGGAAGACCAGAGCCCCGCAACUGGGACAAGGACUUCGUGGAGCUGGAGUGGUCCGCGCCCAAGAGCGACGGCGGAGCUCCCAUCACUGGGUACAUCGUGCAGAAGAGGGAGAAGGGUGGCAGGUCCUGGACAGACUGCCUAAAAACCACAGGAGACAGGCCUACGGGCCGCGUAACCGACGUGGAAGAGGGCCAUGAGUACGAGUUCCGUGUCAUCGCGGUCAACAAGGCUGGGCCUGGAGAACCUUCCGAUCCUAGCAAGAGUGUUAUUGCUAAGCCUAGAUUCUUGGCACCAAAGAUCGACCGCAAAGACUUACAAAAGAAAAAGAUCAAGGUUGGCUCCCCACUCAAGAUGGAAGCCGACGUCAAGGGUGAACCGGAACCUAAGAUCACUUGGACCUUCAAGGGCGAAGCCCUGAAGCCCCAAGAGAGGCUGAAGAUCGAGAACAAGGACUACCAUACUUCCUUCGCCAUGGAGAAGAUGACCAGAGCUGAUGCUGGAAAAUAUGUGGUGACGGCGAAGAAUGACUCCGGUACUGAUACUGUGGAAAUUGAUGUUGAGGUCGUCAGCAGGCCUUCGAAGCCUAAAGGACCUCUUAAGGUAUCAGACGUGAAAGCCGACGGCUGCAAGCUGAAAUGGGAACCCCCAGAAGACGACGGAGGCGAACCCAUCGAGAACUACGUGGUCGAACGUAUGGACACCGAGUCCGGAAGAUGGGUACCUGUUUGUACCACUAAGACCCCGGAAGCAGACGUUACAGGGUUGAAUGAGGGCAAGGACUACCUGUUCAGGGUUAAGGCUGUUAACCCUGAGGGUGAAAGUGAGGCUCUUACUACUGAUACUGCUACUACCGCUAAGAAUCCUUAUGCCGAGCCCGACGCCCCCGGCAAGCCCGAGUUCAAGGACUGGAGCGCGGACCACGCGGAUCUCAAGUGGGAAGCUCCCAAGAACGACGGCGGAGCACCCAUCACCGCGUACAUUGUGGAGAAGAAGGACAGGGAUACCGGCAAGUGGGUGAAGGCUGCUGAGGUACCCGGCAACAAGACCGAGGCCCGAGUACCGGACCUCAUCGAAGGCAAGACCUACCAGUUCCGAGUGAAGGCGGUCAACAAGGCCGGACCCGGUAAGGCUUCCGCGCCUUCCGAGAAUCUGCUGGCUAAGGAUAGAUUCGCGCCGCCUAAGAUCGACCGCACGAACAUGCGCGACAUCACGCUGAAGGCGGGACAGAACAUCCGCCUCGACGUCAAGGUCAGCGGCGAACCGCCACCGACUAAGACUUGGUUCCACAACAAGGAACGCCUGUCCACUCGCGAUGAUCUGACAGUGGACGUAGAAGACUACAGGACCAAGCUGUCCAUGGUGAUAGCUACACGCAAACACAGCGGCACCUAUGUGCUGAAGGCUGAGAACAGCAGUGGCAAGGAUGAGGCUACCAUUCAGAUCAAUGUGCUGGAUGUGCCCGCUAAACCUGAGGGUCCAUUGAAGAUCUCAGACGUCCACAAAGAAGGCUGCACCCUCAAAUGGAACCCGCCACUAGACGACGGCGGAGCACCCAUCGACCACUACCUGGUCGAGAAGCUGGACACAGAGACAGGCCGCUGGAUGCCCGCCCUCAAGACCAAGGACCCGAAGGCCGAGGUGGAGAACCUGGUGCCGGGGCAUGAGUACAAGUUCAGGGUGUCUGCUGUCAAUAAUGAGGGGGUUUCGGAGCCUUUGGAGGCGGAACACUCUAUUAUUGCUAAGAAUCCGUUCGACGAGCCCGGCAAGCCCGGUACUCCCGAGGUGGUGGACUGGGACAAGGACCACGUGGACCUCAAGUGGGAGAAGCCGCUGAAGGACGGCGGGGCUCCCAUCACUGGGUACAUUAUUGAGAAGAGGGAGGUCGGAUCGCCUAAGUGGGUGAAAGCUUGCGAGGUCGGUCCCAAUGACAACGAGAAGGCCACAGUUCCCAACCUGGACGAGGGUACGGAGUACGAGUUCCGCGUGAAAGCUGUCAACGAGGCCGGACCUGGUGAACCUUCUGAUGCCAGCAAAUCUGUUGUUUGCAAGCCUAGGAGACUGGCACCCAAGAUCGACCGUCGCAACCUCCGCAUCAUCAAGGUACGCGAGGGAGAACCGAUCUCUCUGGACGUCAAGGUGUCGGGCGAACCCGCGCCGGAUGUCACUUGGACACUCAACGGCAAGUCCGUUAGUAGCGGCAAUGGAUUGAAAUUGGUGAAUGUACCGUACUUAAGCAAGUAUCAACAUUCGAGCCCGCGCCGCAAGGACUCGGGCACCUACAAGAUUCAGGCCGUCAACAAGUAUGGACAGGAUACCGCUGAAUUGGAGAUUAUUGUUACUUCUAAACCCGACAAGCCCGAGGGUCCGCUAGAAGUGUCAGACAUCCACAAAGACGGAUGUACCCUCAAAUGGAAGCGGCCCAAGGAUGAUGGCGGUGAACCUAUCGAAGCCUACCUGGUUGAGAAGUACGAUACGGAGACUGGAUCCUGGGUGCCAGUUGGCAAGACCCAUGGCAAUGUGCCUGAGAUGGAGGUCGAUGGCUUAAUUCCUGGGCACGAGUACAAGUUCCGCGUGAAGGCGCUGAACAAGGAAGGCGAGUCGGAGCCGCUUGAGACAUUCGGCUCUAUCAUCGCUAAGGAUCCGUUCACAAUCCCAGACGCGCCCGGUACCCCAGUACCAGACGACUGGUCAGCCAGCCACGUGGACCUCAAGUGGGAGCCGCCUCUAUCCGACGGAGGAUCUCCCAUCAUUGGAUACAUCAUUGAGAAGAAGGAUAAAUACAGCCCUAUUUGGGAGAAGGCUGUGGAGACACAUACGCCUACACCUUCGGGUACUGUUACUGGCUUAAUCGAAGGCAACGAAUACCAGUUCCGCGUGAUCGCCAUCAACAAGGCCGGUCAGAGUAAACCUUCAGAAGCCAGCAAGAACUUCGUGGCUAAGCCCAGGUUCUUGGCUCCGAAGAUCGACAGGCGUCACCUCAGAGAUGUGACUAUUUCUGCUGGGUCGACGCUGAAGUUGGAGGCUGCGAUUACUGGUGAACCCGCGCCUGCUGUUGAAUGGAGAUACCAAAACAUGCCUCUCCGUCCAUCAAAGGCAGUCAUGAUCGACAGUCCCGAGUACUUCACGAAGCUGGUCAUCAGACCAGUUCGUCGCGAUGACUCGGGAGAGUACACUGUGACUGCUGUCAACUCCAGUGGCAAGGAUCAGGUCACUAUUAAUGUGGUGGUCACUGAUAAGCCGAUGAAGCCUGAAGGACCGCUGCAGAUUUCCGACGUCCACAAGGAAGGCGCUACCCUCAAGUGGAAGAGGCCGAAGGACGACGGUGGCGCCCCCAUCGAGUACUACCAGAUCGACAAGCUGGACACUGAGACCGGAUGCUGGGUACCUUGUGCCCGCUCCGAUGAGCCUAAAUGUGACGUGACCGGUUUGACUCCUGGCAAGGAGUACAAGUUCCGCGUGUCGGCCGUGAACUCGGAGGGCGAGUCGGAACCCCUCACCUCUGAGGAGUCCAUCGUCGCCAAGAAUCCCUUCGACGAGCCUGGUGCACCAGGAACACCCUCAGUCACCGACUGGGACAAGGACCACGUGGACCUCAAGUGGACCCCUCCCAGAGAAGACGGAGGCGCCCCCAUCGAGGGUUACAUCGUGGAGAAGAAGGACAAGUUCGGCAACUGGGAGAAGGCUCUGGAAGUGCCCGCGGAUAAGACCACGUGUACUGUGCCUGAUCUUAUUGAAGGACAGACUUAUGAGUUCAGAGUCCGUGCAGUAAACAAGGCAGGUCCAGGCGAGCCUAGCGACAGCACUCACCCGAUAGUGGCCAAGCCGCGCAACCUGGCGCCCAAGAUCGACAGGACCAACCUUAUCGAUAUCAAGAUCAAGGUCGGACAGAAGUUCGGAUUUGAUGUCAAGGUAUCCGGAGAACCAAUGCCCGAAACGAAAUGGUUCCUCGCCAAAAAGGAAGUUAAAUCCAGCGGCGAUGUCAAAGUGCAGCACUCUGACUACAAUACUAAGAUUAACUGCAAGUCGGCUAAGCGCGGUGAUAGUGGCAGGUACACUAUUACUGCUGAGAACUCGAAUGGCAAAGAUGUGGCCGAAGUUGAGGUUAUUGUGUUGGAUGUGCCUAGUCCGCCGGGAGGUCCUCUUAAGGUAUCAGACAUCCACGCGAACGGCGCGAAACUCUCCUGGAAUCCACCUUCAGAUGACGGUGGCCAGCCCAUUGAGAAAUACGUGGUGGAACGCAUGGACGAGGCCACGGGCAGAUGGGUGACCGCCGGAGAAACUGAUGGACCGAAGACCAGUCUUGCUGUGGAGGGUCUGACUCCGGGACAUAAGUACAAGUUCAGAGUUAGGGCUGUUAACAGACAAGGCAAGUCCGAGCCACUCACAACUCCUCACGCGACGGAAGCCAAGAAUCCGUUCGACGUCGCCGGCAAACCCGGUACACCCAAAAUCAAGGACUUCGACAGAGACUUCGUCGAACUCGAAUGGACCAGACCCCAGACCGACGGCGGAGCCCCCAUUACGGGCUACGUCAUCGAAAAGAAGGACCGCUUCGCCCCCGACUGGGAAGAAUGUGCCCAGAUCGAGGGUGAUGUCACUACCGGUAAGGUCCCAGACCUUAUCGAAGGAAACACCUAUGAGUUCCGCGUCCGAGCUGUUAAUAAAGCAGGAAAGGGUGAACCCAGUGAUGGAACUGCACCACAUCUUGCAAGACCCAAGAACUUGCCUCCUAAGAUCGAUAGGAACUUCAUGUUCGACAUCAAGAUCAAGGUCGGACAGAACUUCGACCUUGACGUGCCAGUCGCUGGUGAACCUACACCUACUAAGGAAUGGUUCAAUGGUGAUAACCUUAUCAUGAACUCUGAUAGGGUCAAGGUCAUCAAUGACACACACAGCACUAAGAUCCGCGUCAUUGAUGGUAAGAGGGCUGAUUCUGGCACUUACACUCUUAAGGCUAGGAAUAUCAACGGUACUGAUUCAGCUACUGUCAAGAUCACAGUCAUGGAUGUGCCCACACCGCCUGAAGGUCCUCUCCGUGCUGAUGACAUCACCAGGUCAGGCUGCACUCUUCGCUGGAGGCCGCCCAAGGACGAUGGCGGUGCUGAAAUUACCCACUACGUCGUCGAAAAGAUGGACCAAGAAAACAUGCGCUGGAUCCCAGCCGGUGAGGUCCAGUCCUGCAGCAUCAGGAUUGACCACCUCAUCGAAGGUCACGACUACAACUUCCGUGUCCGCGCUGUUAACAAACUGGGCGAAUCACAGCCCCUCGUUGGACACGAGCCAAUCACUGCUAAGGACCCCUACGGUACCCCAGACAAACCUGGAACUCCAGUCGUCAAGGACUGGGACAAGGACCAUAUGGACCUCGAAUGGGUCCCGCCGAAGAAGGACGGUGGAUCACCCAUCACCGGCUACAUCGUCGAGGCUAAGAAGAAGUACGGACCAUGGGAAGUGGCAGCAACUGUGCCAGGAAACCAAACUAAAGCCACUGUGCCUAACCUUCAAGAAGGUGAAGAGUACGAAUUCAGGAUCAUUGCCGUCAACAAGGCUGGUAAUGGAGAACCCAGCGAUGCCUCCACACCACAAGUGGCUAAGGCCAGGUUCUGUGCACCACACUUCGACAAAAUGCUGUUGGCAGACAAGACUGUCAAGGCUGGCCAGAGGAUCCAAUACGAGAUCCCGAUAGAAGCGUCGCCUAAACCAACAGUCGAAUGGCACAUCAACGGCAAACUGGUCCAUCCUACUGACAGGAUUGACGUCCAAAUUCUACACAACAGGGUCAUUCUAGACAUUCCAUUCUCCGUCCGCGCUGAUGGAGGCGUUUACAAACUGACCUUGAAGAAUGACCUUGGCGUCUGCUCUGCUGCAGCUCAAGUCACCGUCCUCGACAGACCUUCGAGGCCUGAGAAACCUUUGGUCGUUUCUGACGUCACUAAGGAAUCAUGUUCGCUUACAUGGAAGGUACCUUUGGACGACGGUGGAUCACCAAUCCUCCACUACGUCAUUGAGAAGAUGGAUCUGUCUCGUGGUACCUGGUCUGAUGCCGGUAUGAGCACCUUCUUAUCACACCAAGUGACCAGGUUAAUUCACAUGAAGGAAUACUUGUUCAGAGUUAGCGCUGUGAACGCUAUUGGUCAAUCUGAACCUUUGGAGUUAGACCGCGCUAUUGUGGCUAAGAAUGAGUUCGAUGAGCCAUCAGCUCCUGGCAAGCCUAAAGCUACCGACUGGAGCAAGAGCCACGUCGACCUUGAAUGGGAGAAGCCCAAGUCUGAUGGUGGAGCACCUAUCACUGGCUACAUCAUUCAGAAGAAGGAGAAGGGCAGCCCCUACUGGGUGAAUGCUGUCCAUGUACCUCCUGGUCAGACUAAGGCUACCGUACCUGACCUCACUGAAGGCCAAGACUAUGAGUUCCGCGUCAUCGCUGUGAACCAGGCUGGACAAUCAGAGCCCAGUGAACCCUCAGACAUCAUCACUGCCAAGGACAGAUUCGUGGCUCCUAAGAUCCUUACACCGCUUAGGGAGAUCCGCAUCAAGGCUGGACUUAUCUUCCACAUGGAUGUCGACUUCAUUGGAGAGCCUACUCCUGAGGUUACAUGGACUUGUGAUGGCAAACCAGUGGUUGCCAACGAGAGGACAACUGUCACUAUUGUUGGACACCAUACUAUUGUUCAUACUGUGAACUGCAAGCGAUCAGACGCUGGUAAAUACACACUGAAACUGAAGAACGAUUCUGGCACUGAUGAAGGUAGCUUCGAAGUCAUCGUACUCGAUGUUCCCGGAGCACCACAACCUCCAUUCGUAUACGAAGAGAUUACGGCACAAUCUGUCACGUUGUCAUGGAAACCACCCAAAGACAAUGGCGGCAGCGAGCUUACUGCUUACGUCAUUGAGAAGCGUGACCUUACCCACGGCGGUGGAUGGGUACCCGCUGUCACUUACAUCAACCCGAAAUUCAACCAUGCCACUGUACCUCGUUUGUCAGAAGGCACGAAGUACGAGUUCAGAGUGUUCGCAGAAAACUUACAAGGUCGCUCUGAACCUCUGGUCACAGACAAGGCUAUCAUUGCCAAGAACCAGUACACAGUGCCCGGCAAACCUGGCAAGCCAGAACUUGUGUCUGCGGAUAAGGACCACAUCAACAUUAGAUGGUCUUCUCCUAUCUCCAAUGGAGGAUCCAAUAUCAUUGGUUACGACGUUGAGAGGAUGGACAAGGCUACUGGCCGCUGGAUCAAGAUGAACAAGGAACCAGUCAGGCUGAACGAGUACAACGAUGAGAGGGUACAGGAAGGUCACUCCUACGAGUACAGAGUAUCUGCAGUCAACGCUGCAGGACCUGGACAGCCUUCCGACGAGUCCAACGUCUUCAUCGCCAAACCUAUGAAGGAAAGUCCGAAACUGAGGUUGGACCACCUCAUCGGCAGGAAGAUCAAGGUCCGCGCCGGCGAACCUAUCAAUAUCAACAUUCCAAUCAGCGGUGCUCCCACACCCACCAUCUCCUGGACCAAGGGAUCAGUUCCUCUGCUGCAUUCCCACAGGAUUACAGCAGAAACCAAGCCUGAUGAAACUAAGCUCAGCAUUGAGAAGUCUGUUCGUGAUGAUGCUGGUAAAUACACCAUCACAGCAACUAACGCCCAUGGCAAAGACUCUGCUGACAUUGAAGUCAUCGUUGUUGACAAACCAGGAGUGCCUAAAGGACCUCUGAUUUGCCAGCCCGUCACUCAUGACGCUGUCAGCCUAUCAUGGCAACCACCCACUGAUGACGGUGGCAGUGAAAUCACUGGCUACGUUGUCGAAGUCGCUGAGUUUGGAGUCAACGACUGGCGUACAGUCGCUGGCUUCUGUCCUAAGUGCUCGUUCACUGUAAAGAACUUGACAGAAGGCAAGAAAUACGUGUUCAGAGUACGCGCUGAGAACUUAUACGGCGUCUCUGAUCCGUUGGAGAGCAAGCCUACUCUCGCCAAGUCGCCGUUCGACCCACCAGAUGCACCAGAAACACCCAAGAUUACCGGAUACAGCUCCAACAGUUGCUCCCUCGAAUGGGAGCCACCGAAAGACUGUGGAGGCAAACCCGUCACUGGAUACUAUGUUGAGAAGAGAGAACGUGGAGGUGACUGGGUCAGGGUCAACAACUACCCGACACCUAACACUUGCUACACAGUGCCUGACUUACGUGAGGGUAACCGUUAUGAGUUCCGUGUCAUUGCUGUUAAUGAGGCCGGACCCGGCAAGCCUAGCAAGCCGACCGAACCGAUCACAGCGCAGACACAGCGUCUUAAGCCCAGCCCGCCAGAAGCACCUAAACCUGACAGAGUUACUAAAGACUCCGUCACAUUGUCUUGGAGGCCGCCGAAGAGCGAUGGUGGAGCCAAGAUCAAGGGCUACAUCGUACAACAGAAGGGCAAGGGAGACAAAGACUGGAAGGACGUUAACGACGUUCCUGUUCCCAACCUUAUACAUACAGUACCUAACCUUAAGGAAGGAGCUGAAUACCAGUUUAGGGUUAUUGCCGUCAACGAAGUUGGCCGAUCAGACCCGAGCAAGCCAACCAGCGACAUCACCAUCGCUGAACAGCCCAACAAACCAUGCAUGGACCUUGGAGGAGUCAGGGACAUCACCGUACGUGCUGGAGAAGACUUCUCCAUUCACGUGCCUUACACUGGCUUCCCGCAACCGACAGCGCAAUGGUUCGCCGACGACAACCUGCUUGACGUCGACGGUGACUCUAGAAUAUUCCAGAAGAUCACACCAGAAUCCGCGUCUCUUGUCGUCAAGAACGCGAAGAGGUCAGAUGGUGGACAAUACCGUCUGCAACUGCGCAACCCGUCAGGAUAUGACACGGCUACCAUCAAUGUACGUGUACUCGACAGGCCUGGAAAACCAGAGAACCUGCGGGCUGACGAGUUCGAGGGUGAAGCUCUUACCUUAUACUGGAACCCACCCAAGGACAACGGUGGUGGCGAAAUCACCAACUACGUCGUCGAGAAACGCGAAGGCAGAACCGCCAACUGGACCAAGGUGUCUGGCUACGUCACCACUCCGUUCUUACGCGUGAAGAACUUGACCGUUGGACGGGAUUACGAAUUCAGGGUUAUGGCUGAGAACCAGUACGGUCAAUCUGAUCCAGCUCAGACCACAGAACCUAUUAAAGCUAGACAUCCCUUCGACCCGCCUGGUGCUCCCGGAGCUCCUCGCUCUGUGGAGACUACGGAGUCUUCCAUCACCAUCACCUGGACGAAGCCCCGUCACGAUGGUGGAUCACCGAUUACUGGCUACAUCGUCGAAAAGCGUCUCAUCACUGAGGACAAAUGGACGAAGGCAUCUCACGCACACAUUCCUGAUACAACCUACAAGGUCACUGGUCUGAUUGAGAACCAUGAGUAUGAGUUCCGUGUGUCUGCAGUCAACGCUGCAGGCCAAGGACCUUACUCUGCGAGCUCUGAUGCCAUCAGGGCCUGUGCACCACCUAACUCGCCGAAGAUCACCAGCGAUCUCAGCCUCAGGGAUAUCACUGUUAUUGCUGGAGAGGAGAUUAAAAUUACUGUUCCUUUCACUGGCAACCCGAGGCCGAAGGUAUCAUGGAUAAUCAACGACAAGGAAGUAUUCCCUGACGCCCGCAUCCGGUUCGUGACGUCAGAUGUCGACACUGUAUUCCACAACACGCCUGCGAAGAGGUCUGAUACCGGAUCUUAUACCAUUCAGCUGGUUAACAGCGAAGGAUCUGACAGUGCUACUUGCAGGGUGCUAGUAGUAGACAGGCCAACACCGCCACAAGGACCUCUAGACGUGACUGAUAUCACUCCCGACACUUGCACGUUGUCAUGGAAACCGCCGCUAGAUGAUGGUGGCUCGCCCAUCACCAACUAUGUGGUGGAGAAGAUGGAUAAUAGUGGAGUAUGGUCAAAGAUCUCAUCAUUCGUUCGCAACUGCCACUACAAUGUCAUGGGCCUGGAACCGAACCGCAAGUACUGGUUCCGCGUCCGCGCUGAAAACCAGUACGGAGUCUCCGAGCCUUUGGCUAUGGAAGACCCGAUUACUGCUAAGUUCCCAUUCACGAUCCCCGACCCGCCGGGCGUACCCCGCGUCACCGACUGGGACGGCUCAGCCGCCACCGUCAUCUGGGACCGACCUCGCUCCGACGGCGGCGCCAGGAUACAAGGCUACAAGCUCGAGUACAGAGACGUGCAAGAUGGCGUCUGGAACAGCGCUGAUUAUCUCGUUAAGGACUGCAAUUACCAGGCUUAUAACUUAGAACCCGGCCACGAAUACGAGUUCCGCGUCCGUGCUAAGAACGCAGCCGGCUGGAGCAAGUACUCGGCCAGCUCGCAGCCGUACAAGGUGCGGGGUAAGGCUCACCCGCCGGCGCCGCCGCGUGCUCCUCGCGUCGUGAGGGUUGGAAGGAACUAUGUGGAUCUGUCUUGGGAUCCGCCUGCGCAUGAUGGAGGUGCUCGCGUAACCGGCUACAUCAUCGAGCGUCGCGACGUCGGCAGCUCGGUCUGGGUGAAGUGCAACGACUACAACGUACAGGACACCACCUUCACCGCCAUGAACCUCAACGAGAAGGCGGACUACGAGUUCCGUAUUGUCGCUGUUAAUUCGGCUGGCAAAUCAGAACCCUCAAGCUGCACCACACCAGUUCGCACCGGCGAGGAGUUGGGAGGCACGAAGCCUGAAUGGAUGAAGCAGCUACCAGCUACUUCAUGCGCUCCUCUCGGCAAACCCUUCACCUUGGAGUGUAUUGCCACCGGCAACCCAGUACCUACUGGCCGGUGGUUGAAGAACGGCAGAGAAGUUGUGCUUGGCACGAGGUUCAUAGCAGAAUCCCGCGAGGGUACUCUCCGUCUGAACAUCAUGGCAGCCACCGACGCGGACGAGGGUGACUACACUUGCGAAGCCGUUAAUAACAUCGGCUUCAUUUACUGUACUGGCCAUCUGAAGAUUGGAAACCCACCACGCAUCGUCCGCAUGCCCGGAGACCUUCACCUACCCGAACACGACAACACGAAGAUCAAGAUCCUCUACACCGGAGACCAGCCAGCCGACGUGGUCCUCACCAGAGACGGACACAAGCUUACAGAGUCCCCACACUUCAAGUUCACCGUGUUCGAUGACUACAUCCUCAUAUUUAUCAAGGACAUCUCCAAGGAUGAUAUGGGCAUCUACAAGCUCCAAAUCACCAACAAAUCAGGCGAAACAUCAGAUACCUUCACAGUUACGGUCACCGGUCUCCCCGGACCUCCUCAAGGACCUCUGGAGACGUCAGACAUCUCCCGUCACUCCUGCACCCUGGCCUGGAAGCCUCCCACUUACGACGGAGGUCUACCUGUCACUCACUAUGUUAUCGAACGUUGUGAUAUAUCGGGAACUGCUUGGAUUACCAUCGCGUCUUCUGUGAGGGAUACCAAGUUUACGGUUCAAGGAUUGACGGAAGGACAGGAGUAUAACUUUAGAGUACAUGCUGCUAAUGAUAAUGGGGUUGGCCCGGCUUUGGAAGGCGCUAACCCGAUUAAGGCUAAGGCACCAUACGACCCACCAUCAGCUCCUGGCAUUCCCAAGAUCCUGGAGAUCGGAGGAGACUUCGUUCACCUGGAAUGGGACAAACCAGAGAGCGAUGGUGGAUCUAGGAUUCAAGGCUACUGGAUCGACAAACGCGAAGUAGGCACGAACACCUGGCAGCGAGUAAACCCGACGCUCUGCCUGCCCAACCAGUGGAACUGCUCCAACCUCAUCGAGGGUCGGCAGUACGAGUUCCGCGUGACGGCGCAGAACGAGGCCGGAGUCUCGCCGCCUAGCACUGCCAGUCAGCAGGUCAAGGUCGUCGAUCCUAAAGCGGCCACCCCGCCAGAGAUCGUGAAACCACUGAAGAACGCCAACUGCAUACAGUACCACAACGCCAAGUUCACGUGCACCAUCACUGGGUUGCCGAAACCUACCAUCACUUGGUAUAAGGGAGCCCGCGAAAUAACGAACGGACCUCGCCACCGCAUCUGGAGCGAGGGUGACAACCACUUCCUCACCGUCAUGGACGUGUUCGGCGAAGACGCCGACGAGUACGUCUGUCGAGCUGUUAACAGAGCUGGUGUGAAGAGCACUAGGGCUGAACUGUUGAUUAUGACCGCACCAAAACUGAACGUACCGCCUCGUUUCCGCGUCACCGCGUACUUCGACAAGGGCGAGAAUGUUGUCAUCAAGAUUCCCUUCACUGGACACCCCGUGCCCAAGAUCACGUGGGUGAGGGAGGGAGAAACUAUUGAGUCUGGACAUCAUUAUCAUGUGGAGAGGAAAGAACGUCACGCGAUCCUGACAAUCCGCGACGCCAGCAAGCUGGACUCCGGCCCGUACAGGAUCACUGCUGAGAACGAGCUGGGACAGGACUCCGCUACCAUCAACGUUGAGAUUAGCGACCGUCCGGACCCGCCCCGCUUCCCAGCAGUUGACAACAUCGGAGUCGACUCCCUCGCACUCAGCUGGAAGGCGCCAGUGUGGGACGGAGGCUCAGACAUCACCAACUAUCUGGUGGAGAAACGAGAACAUCCCAUGUCCAGUUGGAUAAGGGUUGGCAACACCAGAUUCACAACAAUGGCGAUCACAGGCCUAGUCCCCGGCAAACAGUAUGAGUUCCGCGUAUACGCUGAGAACAUUUACGGCAGGUCGGAGCCUAGCGAGCCCACUACCUUGGUGCAGACCAAGGCCAUUAUCAAGAAGGAGUUCAAGAAGAAGGAGUAUCCUGUCGACGAAACCGGCAAACGUAUCCGCACGAACGCAGACCACGGUCCAGUGAAAGACUACGACAGUUAUGUGUUCGAUAUAUACAGCAAAUACGUGCCGCAACCAGUCGAUAUCAAUACUUGCUCUGUAUACGACAAGUAUGAUAUACUUGAGGAGAUUGGUACAGGCGCUUUCGGAGUUGUCCACCGUUGCCGCGAGAGGGCUACUGGCAACUACUUCGCGGCCAAGUUCAUACCAGUCGCAGGGGCCAUGGAGAAGGAGCUCAUUAAGAAGGAAAUUGAUAUCAUGAAUCAAUUGCAUCAUAGGAAACUGAUUAAUUUGCAUGAUGCCUUUGAAGAUGAUGAUGAGAUGGUCCUUAUUUUCGAGUUCCUAUCCGGAGGCGAGUUAUUCGAGCGCAUCACAGAGCCCGGCUACAACAUGUCGGAAGCCGAAGCCGCUCACUACAUGCGACAGAUCUGCGAAGGAGUCAGACAUAUGCACGAACAGAACAUCAUACAUCUUGACCUGAAGCCCGAGAACGUUAUGUGCCAGACUAGGACUGGUACUGAUGUUAAGAUCAUCGACUUCGGCCUAGCCACUAAACUAGACCCGAACGAGGUGGUCAAGAUCUCGACCGGCACGGCCGAGUUCGCGGCGCCUGAGAUCGUGGAACGCGAACCCGUCGGCUUCUAUACUGACAUGUGGGCCGUCGGUGUGCUGUCUUAUGUGCUUCUCUCCGGCCUAUCACCGUUCGCGGGUAACAACGACAUCGAAACCCUGAAGAACGUGAAGGCUUGUGACUGGGAGUUCGACGAGGAAGCCUUCCAGCACGUCUCUGAUGAUGCCAAGGACUUCAUCAGGAGGCUGCUCGUUAAGAACAAGGAGAAGCGUAUGACAGCUCACGAGUGCUUGAUGCACAAGUGGCUGGCGGGCGACGCGGCCGCCGCGCGCACCGCGCACAUCGACGCGCGCCGCUACGAGGCGCUGCGAGACCGUCUGCGCAAACAGUACGAGAACUGGUCAUCAUUCAAACUGCCGAUCGGCAGGCUGAGCGAGUACAGCUCUCUACGCAAACUUCUCAUCGAGAAGUGGAAGAUAUACGACGGACAGUUCGACCGUCGCCAAGCAGCACCUCGGUUCGUCAUCAAACCACAAUCGGCGUUCUGCUACGAAGGGCAGUCGGUGAAGCUGUACUGCCGCAUCAUCGCCUGCGCCACGCCCACAGUCACCUGGUCCAGGAAUAACCACGAGCUGCGACAGUCCGUCAAGUUCAUGAAGAGGUACGCGGGCGACGACUAUUACUUCAUAAUAAACCGUGCGAAGUUAGAAGACCGCGGCGAGUACAUCAUCAGGGCUGAGAACCAUUACGGCUUCAGGGAAGAGGUCGUCUUCCUGAAUGUACAACCGGUACCGAAGGUCCAACGCCAGCACCUGCCCGAAGCCCCGCGCAGACGCGAAGCCCUUCCAUACACAUUCUGGCAGGAGUCGAGCGAGACGGCGCCAGCAUUCACCUUCCAGCUGCGGCCUCGCGUCAUGCAGGCGCGGGACACCUGCAAGCUGCUGUGCUGCCUCAGCGGCAAGCCCACGCCGACUGUCAAGUGGUACAAAGACAAACGCGAGUUAUCCAAAUACGACUACGCGAUGACUCACUCAGAUGGAGUGGUCACCAUGGAGAUCAUAGAUUGUCGGCCGGAGGACAGCGGGAAGUACACAUGUAUCGCUACCAACGUGCACGGUACCGAUGAGACUUCGUGUGUUGUUAUUGUUGAAGGCGAGGUAACAUCACCUGAGCAAGCGCAGAUGAUCCACAACUUCCUGCACUCGGGUGACCGUCGUUACAUUGAGAAGCCUCUCAAACCAGCGCCACCACCGAUUAUUACUAAGACUAAGGUCACCAUUGACCCGCCAGCCAAAUCCGCGCCCAGACCAAAGUAUUCCCCUCAGAGUUCUGUGGACGCCAGCAAGAAGAAAUAUGGCGGACUUGCGAGAUUGGACUCUGAUACCUCGUCUAGGUCCAGAAGUGCUACUAAGGAGCUUAUAUUACCAGCAUCAGACUCAACAAUGUGCGGGCCGUCAUUCGCCCGCUCGCUGCCCGACGCGCUGGCCGCCAAGGACGGCGCCCCGCUGCUGCUGUCGGCUGCCGUGCGCGGCGACCCCGACCCGCGCGUGCAGUGGUACAAGGACGGCAAGCCGCUGCACUCCUCUGAGGUGGUAGACCUCAAAUACAAGAACGGAGUAGCAUCGCUGGCCAUCAACGAGGUGUUCCCUGAAGACGAGGGCGUGUACUCGCUGAAGGCCAUCAACAGCCAGGGAGAAGUGGAAACCAAGUGCAAAGUUACUGUUAAACCAAUGGAAAGCGCCGUAAGUGCGGCGGCCGUGAAGUUGGGCGACAAGCCGCCUAGAAUAGUGGACCACGCGCAGUCACAGACCGUUACUGACGGAGAUGCUGUCACGCUGUCCUGCAGAAUCACAAACGCGGAACGCUUCGACGUGAUCUGGCUACACAACAACAAGGAGAUCAAGCCCUCGAAGGACUUCCAGUACUCCAGCGAGGCCAACAUACACAAACUGCACAUCGCUGAAAUAUUCCCUGAGGACGCUGGCGUAUACACAUGCGAGGCGUUCAACGACGCCGGCGAGUCGUUCUCGUCGUGCAGCCUGGUGGUACAAGUGCCGGGCGAGGCAGCCACCGUGCCUCAGUACACCGCCUACCCUGCCUCCGCCACCGUGGUUAACGGGGAACCUGCUGUCUUCCAUGCUGAGCUGGAUAAGCCACCACUCCAGCUUCAGUGGCUGAAGGACGGCAAACCCAUCGACGAAACCUCCGCCAGAUAUAAGUUCAUGAUGGAGGGUACCUCGAGGUACCGACUGGAGAUCGUCAAGGGCAGCCCCGACGACGCCGGCCAGUACCAGGCCCGCGCCGUCGGCUCCAAGGGCGACGCCCUCGCAGCCUUCUAUCUCAACGUCAUCGACCACUAAACUAAGGACUGACCGGGAAACCACAGCGGACCCAAAACAAACCCCUGUGGUACACCCACACAAUAUCAAACACUCUCAAACUGGAUGAAACGAUAUAUUGAGUAUGAGUAACGAUUUUUUAUACAAUUCGGAGUCUAAGUGUGUAAAGCAGUUUUUUUUAUAAUUAUAAUAAAUUAUUUAUUAAUUAAACAGUUAUGUUAAGUGUUACACCCUGUCGAAUGCCUAUGAGAAGACGCCUGGACGAUCGAAUCCUCGUACGCUCUCUAGUCACUGUUAACUUUUAAAUGUUAUUUAUUUAUUUGUCAACUAUUAUCCGUUGUUAUUUUUUUGUUUAUUUAUCGUCCUGACCUAACAGAUAUGCAGCUUAUUUAAAAAAAGCUUGAGUUUAAUAAAUGUUGGCAUAGAUUGUAGGCCAGGGUCGUGGGCCAUGCCGCCGCCACCUCGGCGUGACCUGCCUCCCUCGCUCAUCAAAAUCUCUAUAAUUAUUUUUAUAUAAAUUUAACUGUAUUAUUUAAUUGUACAUAAUUUAAUUUAUAUCAUGUGACCGCGUAAUUUAUGAAUAAAUAUGUAUACUUAAAAAUAAA